AUGGAGACUAGCAAGCGAAACAACGACGCGGCGGAUGCGCUGUCCUCACCUACCAACCCGGCGCACUGGUACGCCUACGCGUCCUCCCUCUAUCUCAUCCUCCUUUCGCUGCCUCUUCUUCUGUUCCCUCGAUUGCUCCUCCUGCUGUCGACGCCGCGUGGGGCGGUGGGUCAGCCUUCGUCCUCGAACGAUGGCAAUGCGAUCUCGGCCAUAGGUCCCGAGCUUACCCCCUUGGAACGCUACGGAUCGCACUCCAACGCCAUCUCGAUGCUCGCUAUGGCCGCGUUGAUCCUCAUCCUCUCGGGUGCGAUUCCCGUCACCACCGCUCCCAUGCCGGACUCGUCCUCCUCCGGCAAAUCCCCUUUCCGCAUCCCAACCGUCGUUGUAACGGCGCUGUUCUUCGCAGCAAACGCCUUCACCGCUUGGUCCCAGGCCGGUCCCCGCACCGCCAAAGAUGCCGCCGACCCUGCCAAGUUGGGCAUUGGAACGUUCGGCAAAGUCGUCGGCCUCACUCACGCCGCGUUUGCCUUCUGGGGCUUUGGCGUCUUCAUGUUCGGAAACGAUCUGACGAGGAACAGGAAGAAGGCAGGUGACAGCGGGGCCAAGGAUAAGAGCGUAAGCGGGUUCCCGUUCAAGAACCAGUAUGCGUCCGAGGAGAAGGCUAAGAAGUCGAGCUAG
Molecule: messenger RNA, 678 nt
Organism: Kalmanozyma brasiliensis GHG001
Lineage: Eukaryota; Fungi; Basidiomycota; Ustilaginomycetes; Ustilaginales
Exons: 1
Coding region: 1-678 (225 amino acids)
Source: RefSeq, a predicted model, not a curated record